Messenger RNA from Eriocheir sinensis (Chinese mitten crab), 3450 nucleotides. RefSeq lists its product as uncharacterized. The record is from RefSeq and is a predicted model, not a curated record. NCBI's taxonomy places the organism in Eukaryota, Metazoa, Arthropoda, Malacostraca, Decapoda, Varunidae. The transcript has 14 exons. Bases 415 to 3228 code for a protein of 937 amino acids.
GAGGUCGCGCGGGGCAACCGUUCAAAACAAGGCAAGUCUGGUGGUGUCAGGGCAGGGAGCUAACUCCUAAGGUUGCCAUCAAGAGAAUUUUUUGUAAAAUGGCUAAAUCUCAAAAUUCAAAUCCAAGCCCAUCCAGCUAAUAAUCAGCUUAUUCAGUUGUCUUUUUGUCUAUCUGGUGGUUACCUGGCCUAUAGAACUGGAGCAACACAUAGCUGUCCCUGUGAUCCAUGCGAGUAAAGAUGCAUCCCAUAUUUGGCUGAAAAUAUAGAGUGAAAAUAUAAUAUGAACUUUUUUAUGAAUGAAUCCACCACAGAAAAUGGUGUAAGGCAAAGAAGAAAUAAGAAAAUCAGCCACUGAAUAAGUUGAAUUAUCAAAAAUGGUAUUUUCCUUAGGUGAAAGAUAAACCUUAGCACAAUGGGAACUAGAGAAAAUAUUCUUGAUCCUGAGGAAAGUUAUUUGUCUCCAGGUCAUCCAGAGCUGUCCUUGAGUAGUGGCAUAAUAUCUCUGCCCUCAGCAAACAAACUUGCUGAUCUGAGUCUUGCUUCAGACCUCACUGACUCUGAAGCUGAGAAUGAACCAACAAUCCUCACUUCAAGACCAUGUGGUGAUUUUAAUGAUGGUGCACAUGAAAUAUUUCAAAGAGAAAAUAGAAAGAUAGCCAGUGAUACUUUGAACUCUAGUAUGUUGUCUUACUCUCAAAAGUCUGUUAGUUCAAUGGAGAAACCUUCCAUAACUGAAACCAGUACUUAUAGAAGAUUCAGAGAAAUGCCCUCACGUAUAAGUAAGGAAAGGUAUACACAUGAGGGCAUCGUUUCUGACGAAGAGCCAUCAAGAGAUUUUUGCCCCAGUAAAAAUACCACUCAAGGUGAAGCAGUUCCAAGCCUGCCAAGCCUUUCCCUAGAUGCUGUAAGAGGAACACUCCAACAGCACUGCAACCUGCUCAGUGAUAGACACUUACUCAAAGAUCUGUUGGAGUCCCUAGGUGAGAAAAUUGAACAGAAACCUGAACCUGGUGUGUCUGUUCAAAGCCCAUACUCAGGGAGGGAACUAAAAAUUGAUACUCAUGAAAAAUGCAUGGACAAUGAUUUGAAGGGAAACAGUAAUGCAUUAGGAGUGUUGGAUAAACAGUUCCCUUCACAGCUAUCUACAAUGUUUAGUCCUAAGAGUCAUUUUAGUGAGUGUACAUCCAACACUAAUUUUGAUCAAGGAAGCCAUGUGCUCAAUGAAGCUGAAUCCUUAAUGAAGUCUCAGUUAGACUAUAAUGAGGCUCAUGCAAUCUCUGGAUCAUCACAGGAACAUGUCUGCACUACCAUGCCCAAUUCUAAGCCAACAGGGCAGGAAGUUUUACAGAAGUUACCAAGUUAUGGGAGGCAUGUCAAGCUUCAGUUACCAACAAGCAGUGCACAAGACUCUCCAAUGAAUGCUGAAGGUGAUGAGUAUGAUGGCAAAAAGGAACUUUGCAACACUCAUCAAUCUCUCAAAGUUCUGCAGAAGCUUGCUGGACUGCGCUGGAGCCUGUUCGGGUGGGCUGAUGUAAGGAGUUCCCCUCCCACUGAUAGCAGCAGCUCCCUUGCCUUCUUACACCACCUACUGAAUUCUCUCCAGACACUUCAGCUGGAGAAGAAGCAUCUGAAGGAAGAACUGGCAACAGCCUCGGAGGAAUUAAAUCUCCUAAGUGAAGAAUGCUACAUCAAGCGGCACCUACAUGAGAAGAGGGAAGCUCGGCUGGUGGAGGCCGACAGACAGCUUGGGGAGUUGCAGCAGGUUUGGGCGGCAACUCACGAGGCUGGGCAGCAAGAAAUGGCCAAGUUAAGGAGCCACUGCCAUGCUCUGAUACAAGAAAAUGCCUCCCUGAAAAAGGAAACAGAAGGCUUGAGGAUGGAGGUGAUGGAGCUAAAAGCCACCACUCGUCAGCAUGAUCUAAUAAAGACUCGGGCUGAGGAGACCCAAGAGUUGUUAGCAGCCAGCCAGAAAAAGGUCGUGGAAGUCUUAGAGGAGAACGCCAGAGUGAACCUUUGCCUGGAAGAAAACAGGAAAUGCUUACGAGUGCUUGAAGAGGUAAAAAUUCCUGAACUGCAUAGAGACUUGAAGGAUGUGCAGACCCGAGCUGGAAGGCUGGAGGACACAAAUGAGGUGCUGUCUCAUGGAAAAGCCCAAGUGGAAGAUGAAUUACAUAUGCUGCAGGAGCAAUACAAAAUACUCCUUGGGAAGAUAGUGGAAGAGCAAGAAAGAACAACAAAAGCUGAGCAACAAAAGCUUAUCUUGGAGAAAGAGUUAAAGGGAACAUCAGAAAAGGUGGAGGCCAUGAAAACAAAACUGCACCUCCACUACCAGGCUCAGGUGGAGGAGCUGGUGGCCAAGAAGUCUGCUACCCUCCAGAAGCAACUGAAAUCAUUAGAGUCAAACUUAGAAAAGAAUGUUGAGGAGAAACUGCAGUCCUUGGAGGAAAGUCACCAAGCUGCCUGUGAAAAGCUAAAGAAAAGGCAUGAAAAUGAAAUCAAGAACAUAAAGACUUCUUAUGAGAGUGAGCUGGAAAAGCUGCACGCUGAGGUGAAUGGAUUAAAGCAGGAAAAUGAUCACUUGCAGCUACAGAGGCAGGGCGUUGUGUCCGCUGUGUCCUCCAUAUUUGGAUUGGAGCACCAGUAUCAUACUCCCGUUCAGAUGAGUGAUGGCCCAUCGAUGCACCCAAGCUCAGCUAAACCAGUAGGAGCCAGCAGUCACUCCUUGAAUGUGGUGAGGAAUGGCUCCUCAACAAGUGGUAUUCACCCCACCAGUGACAAGAGUCCUCGAAAGCUGCCUCAUUUCAAAUUUAAAAGCUCAUCUUCAAGUGAGUCUGGAUCAUCAUUAUUUGCAGAAGGAAAACAGACAGCCAGGCACUUCAGUGAGAACUCGCAGCAGUGUCUUCCUCCUGAAACUGUUACUUCACAAAAUUUUUACCAGAAGUACCAAGAGAAAGACCUUGUAGUUUCCUCAGAUUAUGGGAAGAUCCGAAGAGCCUCAGAAAUACUCCAAGCCAGCUACUUAACGGAUGAGGAUGGUUGCUUCCUUGAUGAGGAGGUCAUGCUGUACAUCCCACGAGAAGACCAGAAGAUGAUGAAGAUGCUGAGGGAGCUGAAAAUGGUAAGCCAGAGCUCUGAGGGGCCCCAGAGUGAAGCUCCAACCCAUGACACAUCCCUCGACCAAGACCCAGCUGCCCCAACCCUGCACAAGCUGAGCCAGGUGUCUUAGUGUUUGCCAGACCCACUAGCGCUGAAGCCCUAGCUGGUAUGAGGAUAGGAGGACUAAAGCACGUAGACUUGCAAUGGCCAGGUAACCAUGCUUUUGUUAAUGUGAUGUCGUAAGUAGUUGAUGACACACAGCAGCACAGUUGAUGGGAAGAGGCUGUGUUUUCUUUUAAUCUUACCCAGGCUAGUCAGAUUUAGUGUUUUUUUUUUUUUAUUUUUUUUUUUU